UCCCUCCUUCUCUCCCUCCCCCCCGACAUGGAAAUUCCUCGUUUGACGGAGGUGUGCCGAUUCACCUUUUAUUUAUCGAGCGUGCACUCAUGCCACUGCCGCCGCAGACAUGUGCACACGCCCGCUUUUUACCAUCCAGAGCGCGGCUCAUCAUGUUCAAGCAUCGGCAUCUGGAUGCCCGUGUUGGUGCACAAGUCUGCGUCUGGCAAGUCAGUCGCCCAGCUUCUCAAGACCGACCACCCUUGUCGACACACACCCUUGGAUUCCCCAAUGCAUAUGGCACCGUUCUCGGCCUCCCUCUACAUUACUUUUGGCGACAGGUGGCCCUUUUGCCUGUCUAACCUUGCAUUCGUGGCUGCCACGGUGCCCACCUCCUUCCCGUUGCUCGGCCUUGAUCUUGGCCUUGAUCUUGGCCUUGAUCUUGGCCUUGAUCUUGGCCUUGAUCUUGGCCUUGAUCUUGGGCUGCCUUCUGUCUCUAAUUUAUUCGGGCGGUGGUUUCUUUCAACCCUUGACCUUGUCUGCCUUUACCGCCGCCGCCGCCGCCCCCUUUACCCUGCACUCCAAGCUAGACGCCAUCGAGCCCUUUGGCAAGAUGUUGCCCCCCAUAGACGCUUUUGUUCUCUCGCUUUUCCUACUUCUUUCUUCGCCUUGUCGUCAGUUGCUACGUUCCUGUUAUCGGCGACGCCUUUGUCAUCUCAACACUCUCCUUGUACCCCCUCGACCUUUUUCAUUCUUCGCCUUGGCUUCAUGUUUACGACCUUUGCGAUCUGCGUUUGCCAUACUUUCAGUGCCGUCAAGCGUUCCAUCCCGCACUUUCCGCCACCGGCAGACAUAAUGUCUGGCUCGCUCCGUCCUUUGAGUACAUGGCACCCACUGGUGCUGCAUUUGCCGCGAUGCCCUCCUUGGUCUUGUAUCUGGACCACAGGCCAUUUCUCCUGUGUAUGUGAGCGGCGCUGCGAUUGGAUAU
Messenger RNA from Polychytrium aggregatum, 967 nucleotides. RefSeq lists its product as uncharacterized. The record is from RefSeq and is a predicted model, not a curated record. Lineage: Eukaryota; Fungi; Chytridiomycota; Chytridiomycetes; Polychytriales. The transcript has a single exon. Bases 110 to 835 code for a protein of 241 amino acids.